AAGUUGGACUGGCUGUUCUUUUGCAAAACUUUCAGCUGAUAAUGAAAUUAUUCCUUUCCUGCUUUUCUGCGUUUGUACGCACUUCAGCCAACAAAGAUUUCUGUUGCUACCAUGAUUCUUAAAUUGGGUGUAAUGACUUUUCUAGCUAUAAUAUCAAGUACGACCCUAAUUGAUUGUAGAGAGGUUGUGCAUGGUCAACCAGAGGAAUAUCCAGUGUCUCUUGUAGUACAGUCUUUAGAAAGGGUUCUUAAAGCUCUUGAGAAGCUUCUUGUGUUUUAUAAACGGCAAUACAAGAAUUUAAUUAUAGACGGCGUGUAUGGACUGAGGAUGCUACAAGGUGCGGUGAAUGUAAUUCUACAGGAAAAUAAAAUUGGACAGAUCCAUAUUCCAAUUGAAAAACAAAAAAGAAUCUUAAAACUAGCUGUUGUUGCUUCAAACAUUGCAAGAAAAACAUAUCCUUACCUAAAGAAAUUUGAUGAGAAUUACUUUGAAAUGAUGGGAUUUACUGUCAUGGAACCCUGGAAAAAUAUUCAACCUUUUAAAAAGUUAAAUCUUCACCGCUCUGAUAAUCCAACAUCAGCUUCAGAUGAUGACGAUGGAUAUGAAAUGGAGGAAGACAAGCAGGACAGGUGCUUUAAUGCUCUUGUUGGUGAUACCAAGAAGGGCAUAAAACCAUGUUCUAUAUCURAUAUUUGCUGGAAGGUCAAUACAAAACCUAAUCAAAAAUCCUAUACACUUACUCAUCAACURCUGUUCUUCAUGCUGGGGCAAGUAAAAGGUUGCUCAAAAGUUUUUGAUUCAAGGUUUAAAGCAGAUGGGUAUGAUGGAGGAAUAGAAAGGUUUUUUGCAACAAGUUGCCAUGCUAUGUACCCCGAGAUGAUAGAUCAAGAAAAGAUUGCAAUCAAGAAAAAACGUCUUGGUGAAAUCGACUUGUAUAUGGAGCAAKGYGUUAUAUGUGGGAUGAUUGGUUAUACAGACUUUUUCAGYUUAGAAAGACUUAACUAUAUUCUAGGUUGGAGACACAAAGAUGGYUGUUUCGGCUUUACUGAUGAGAUUGGAGGGAAGGAAGAUGAUGAAGAUAGCUAUGGUGAUAAAGAAGGCAUGACAACUAUGAGAAAGCUGACUGUUACAAGAGAUCUUGAAGGUGGUUGUGAAGUGCAUGCUACAGGAGUAGGAACUGGUCUUUUGGCCUUGUAUCUUCGUUGGCUUCUUCACCUCUCCUUCAGACUAUCUAAUACAAGGCAAGACGCUGUACAGCAUCAUCACAGUCACCAUAGCGAUAAUUCAAAGAUUGCAUUUUUAUUGAUAGCUGCAGUCAUCAUUAUUUUUAUGUUAUUUUCUAGGAAAUUUGGUUUUCGUUUGCAUAGGAAAAAAUUAAUAAGAAAUGUUUGUCCAUUCAGGAGGAAUUCAAAGUCUUGGUUACAACACAAAAGGCGUUUAGAACAGAUGAUGCGUUUUGUUUGGUCCGUAUUCCUGAUUUUACUAUGGGCUGGUGACUCUAACGGUUCUAAAUCUUUAAACGUUAACAAAGACGUGCUGARUCGACUUUUGAACGCUCUGGAGAAGGUCUAUGACUUUUUUGAAUCGGAAUACAAAGAUGUGAAUUUGGAUGGAAUUUAUGGUCUUCGAGUUUCUGAAGGUGCUCUUCUCAAGAUUCUAAAUGAACAAAACUCAGGGAGAUUAAACCUCAGCAGAUCUCUAAUAGCAAGAAUAUUUGAACUUGAGAAAAAAGCUUCAAAGACAGCCAAUAGAUCUUUACCUCAUCUCAAGCAGUCCAACCCUAUUUACUACAAAAAGUUUGCAACAGCUGUAACCAAACCAUGGGAAAACUUUAAACCUUUUAAAAGGCUUGAUUACUCAUUUUAUGUCCCUGUAAACAAGAGAAGUCAGAUAAGUUUUGAUGAGGAUACAAGUGAUCAAUGUAUGACAGAAAUGACUGGAACUGGUGAACAUAUCCAACAACCAUGUCAGUUAUCAAGUCACUGCUGGGAUUUGAUGAUGGCCAAKGGUGCUCAUGGGUAUGCACUUACCCAUCAGGCUUUGUUCCUGUUGAUUGGAGAAGUUCAAGGAUGUAAGAAAGCAAUGCUAGACAAAUUACAAACAGAAAAAGGUGUGAUAAGUCUGCAACAAGUGUACGAUAGAAUAUGUGCAAGUAUGUAUCCUCAAAUGGUGGAGUUUGAAAAGUCACGUAGAAAAAAUGCMCCACAAUAUGAAAGAGAUUUGUAUAUGGAGCAGGCCAUGGUUUGUGGAAGUAUGGGCUAUUAUGAAUUCCUAUCUCUCAAAAGACUCAACAUGAUAUUACAGUGGCAAAGAAAAAAUGGUUGUUUUGGUGGAUCAGAGGAWGAUGAUUUAUCAAGGAGGACACUUCCUAAAGCUAAUCAAAAGACUGAUUUGGAAGAGACACAAUAUGAUGCUAUGAAGGGGUAUGAUUUCAAAUAUGGCRCAAAUUCAAGGAAACUAAUGGGCAUGAGAACAAUGAGGUCACUACUUGUGGAGAAAGCACUUAGUGGGGGGUGCAUGUCUCAUAUCACUGGUGUUGCGACUGGACUUCUUGGUGUGUAUCUCAGAUGGGCAGUACAUUUAAUGUAUCCAUCAAAAAAAUUUCAGACUACCAAGAAAAUGACYAAGGAUUUACACGAACAAACACACCAUAUGGUACAGAGAAAAGUGAUGCAGAAUGAACCACUUGUUGCUAUACACAAACAGCAUGAAUAUCACAAAAUGACUACAACACCAGCAUACGUUGUUCUUGUAGGAUUUGUUCUUUUGUGGAUAUUUUGCCAUCAAUUCAUUAUUAAGCAGUCAAGUGAUUUUUUAAGGAUUCUAGCAGGAUUUUGCAGAAAAACCGAAUCUAGGAUUUGGGACAGAGAAGCUGUUCAGAAAAGGAACAUUUGAGAUUUUAUUGUAUCAAAUGACUAWAUUAGAUGAUUUGAUAAUCAUUUGUGGACUAACCUUAUAAUUCUUAGUACUCAGAAAGUUGUGAUAAAGGUAAUAAAGUUGAUGAAAAGGGGAAAGUUUGUUAGCGAAUGAUAC
Messenger RNA from Exaiptasia diaphana, 3033 nucleotides. RefSeq lists its product as uncharacterized. The record is from RefSeq and is a predicted model, not a curated record. The transcript has 10 exons. Lineage: Eukaryota; Metazoa; Cnidaria; Anthozoa; Actiniaria; Aiptasiidae. The coding region runs from base 112 to 2895 and encodes 927 amino acids.